ACACCUAACUUCCGGCCACUCUCUCUCUCUCUUUUCUCAAUCAGCCACCUCUAUCAAUCUCGCCUUCAUUCCCACACACACACACACACACACACACACACCAAACCGGGUUCAGUGUCAGUGUGUGAACCGUGUAAACCCUCCCGUCGGGAUUUGGACUCCGUUUUACUGGAUUAGAAAGCACGGUGUGCAUCCGUUUUGCUUUGCGGCUCCGCCCGGUGUGCGGCGCGGACUGACUGCUCACAUCUGAGAGUUUUAUUGACCGACAGCGGCGGGAGAGGACUGGUGUUACCCCACACAGGACAAAGAAAACGGGGGGGACAUUGAGGAAAAAGGAUAAGAGUGGAAAAAGAGAGGGAUGAAAAUGAAGAACUGUCUCCUCACACUCGUCUUUGCUCUUUUAAUGCUCGAUGGGUGCUCGGCCCGGGUGGUGAUGGUGUCUCCCGGUCCGUUAAUUCGGGUGCAGGAUCAGCCGGUCUCAAUCAGAUGUGAUGUCAAAGAAUAUAUGGGACCUCGUGAGCAGGAUUUCGAGUGGCAGAUGUCCAGGGACCAGAGCAGCAAGCCGACAAAGAUAAUCUCCACCUUUGACGCAAGCUACUCCGACGCGUCGCUCAGCAAACGCGUCGCGUCCGGCGACAUCUCGGUGCUGCGGCUCCAGGACAACGAGGUGGAGCUGAAGAUAGCGGAGGUGAAGGAGACGGACGCCGGUUUCUACUUGUGCUCAACGCCGAGUACCGACUCCGUCAUCAGCGGCAACUACGACGCUCAGGUCCAACUCACUGUCAUCCCCAACACCCUCAGUGUCUCCCCCCAGCCCCUAAUCCCAGUCGUGCCAGAAGGAAGUGACAUCACCCUGUCCUGCAACGUCACCCGGCAACUCACCCACCCCACCUAUCUGUCCGUCACCUGGUCGGUGAAGAAGGGAGGAACAUUGGAGGACAUUUUGACGUUCGGCCCUCAGGGAGAGGUGGUCGCGGGGCCCAAGUUCGCCCGGCGCUACGCCGACGGAGGCAUCCGAUUGGUUCCUGGGAGGAAUGGAUUGUUUGAGUUGGUGAUUACCAGAGUGACGUCUUCCGAUGAAGGGGCUUAUGAAUGCAAUGGAACUGAAUGGACGCAUGAAAACGGAGGGAAAUGGAUAAAAAUCGUUGAGAGUAAAAAGGAGAUGGGGACUGUAACUGUUACUCCUACAGGUCAGUCCCUCAGUGUGACGGCUUCAUCCUCCUCCUCUCCCUCCUCCACGUCUCUGCUCCUCUCCCCCGGUAACGCGCUGACCCUCCUCUGCUCCGUCACCGCCAGCAACCUGCCCGCCCUGGCCCUGGAAGUGACCUGGCUGGCGGACGGCCGCGAUAUCAUCACCAUGGAGCGCAGCGGGGUGGUGAUCUCGAACACGUCCUCGAGCGGAGCGCAAGGGAAGCGAGGGGAGGCGAGUCUGGAGCGGACGGGAGCCGGAGAAUACAAGCUGGGGGUGAAGGGGGUGAGCGGGGAGGACGGAGGGGCGUACGCCUGCCGUAUCCGAGCCUUCAUCGAGAAAGGAGGAAGGAGCGCGGGAGGUGGAGGGAGGUGGCACAUGGCAGCUGAGAAAAUGUCCGCCCCUGUGACGGUGAAGGUGUCGCAGAUCAAACCAAACUUCACGCUGAACCUCGAAACUGUCCUAAAUCCCAAGAUGACCGCUGAACCCACAGAGCUGGCAUGUCAUGUGACCAACAUUACACAUUUACCCCUGGGAGGCCGACUGGGUGUCACCUGGGAGCACACCACAAUUCCUGGUAUAGGGGACGAUCCUCAGGCCUCAAAUCUCAUUGGCUCCCUUGACGGCAAUGGCAACCUGUUGCCUGGCACGAUGUAUUCUGACAGGCUGAAGAGCGGCGUGUUGUCCCUGACCAGAGUCCAGCCCAACACAUUCAAACUGCGAUUCCUCCGCACAGAGGAGUUCGACAUGGGCCAGUACGUUUGCACUGUGUCUGCUUGGAGUGUUAACAGCCAGGGGGACUUGGUGAAGACCGCUGAGCACCAGAGCUCCCCGCAGACAGUACAGUGGGUUACCAAACGUCCCUCCCUAAACGUCGUGGCCAAGCACAUCCGGGAAGCCUCGGUAGGCGGGGCUACCUUUGAGAUGAGCUGCACCGUGACCACCGAGAACCUCGGGGAGGUGGGCUACUCGGUGCUCAUCCAAUCACAGGACAGCGUGGCGAGCAGCGUGAGAACCAUCAUGACUCUCAGCCCUGACAACGUCCUGCAGCAUGGAGGAGCCACCGACCCCAACAGGAGAGACAGUCUGGUUCUGACCAAGUCUGGCCCGACAGAGUUUCGGUUUCGCCUUGCUGGCGUCCAGUUGUCUGACAGGGGUUUCUACUGGUGCGACAUCACCGCGUGGACUAAACAGCAGCCGGGGCAAGCCUGGACCAGAGCCACCAGCGCAGAGUCUAACAAAGUCAGGAUAGACUUUCAAGAAAAUGGCCCGUCCUUCUCCAUCGCCAUCCAUUCAGACGUCAGCAGCGUUUAUCCAUGGGAAACAGCCAAGAUGGAGUGCUCGCUCAGCGUCUCUGGAUCCUCACCAAAGACUGAUGACCUGGCGUACGAGGUGCGUUGGCUUUUCACCCGGCUGCGCGGUGGCGAGACAACGACCCAGGUGGCAAGCGUGGACCGCUUCGGCGUUGUGAGGAAAGACGCCCGUAACUCAUCCAGUGACAUCUCAAUAGAGCGCAAAGACACACACAUCUACCUGCUGAACAUUCACGGCACUCAGGACAGUGACAGUGGGGAGUAUCACUGCAUUGCCACUCCCUGGUACCUGUCAGCCUCAACAGGAGCCUGGACUGAAGCUGGAGAGCUGACAUCAUCUCGAGUCUUCCUCACAGUCCGGUUUGCUGUGUGGGAUUCCCUAAAGUUGCCUCUCUUAUAUGGUGUUGCAGCCUCAAUAGGUGUGGGCCUCUUCUCUCUGGUCCUGGGUCUGGUUUGCGCCCAGUGCUGCUGCCGCAACACCACGCACACUCCACGCUCACGCAACAAACUGAUGGACCUGGAGAUGGACUGACAAACAGCUUCCCCCGCACCCACACACUGCAGCGCUCACAGGAAACACCUCACACACAACAGACACACGCCCAUAGACGAUUUCUGGGACACCCAGCUCUUUCCAGGUGACGGACGUUGGGAGUAAAAUGACGUAUCGCUUUGGAAACGCAAGCUAGUCGAUCACAGCGCUUCAAGAGGUGCCCGGGGUUUCUCAGCUCUGCAGUGGUGGAGCAGGGGACUUUUUUUUCAUGGGGGAAAUAGCCUUUGAGACUUCAAUUUACUCUGAAGAUCCAUUGAAAUCUGUGGCGCUUCCAGUGAUUUUUACACAGAUUUAUUUGCUCCCUGUUAAUGCCAUAGCACUACCAGAAACUCUGAAGAAUCCAGAGUUAUGUUUUUUAGGAACAGGAGGCUUCUGAGACAUCACUGCCACAUGGGAAUAAAGGACAGAUCUGCUGCCUCUGUAACCACCAGGGAUAACUAAUGAAGCGCCCAGACUGGACUACAAUUGUUUUUCUUCUGAUGCCAUGGCUCGCUGCAAAGCACAACCACUCUGUUGUCGAUAGUAAUUGAGUCUCUCUGAGUAACGGCACACCAGCACAACAACGAAAAGUUCUAGGAGUGGUUGGGGUCUGGUUGAACAUUGUGUCUGCACCUCGGCAAAUCCCUGUUAAGUCACACAGCUAAUGUUAUUUUGCAUUUGCAGAGUGUCGGUUUAGGCAGCCUGAGCCUUAUUUAGAGUGUUCACACCGGCAGCAGAAGUCCUAGAGAAAGAAAGUGCUCCGCGUGCUUUCCACACGAGAGGUAUUGCACUAGAACUACCACCCCAGAGUAUUCCUACCUUAACAAAAGGACAAAAUUUACCUUUAUUCUCAACUCUAGUUUUAUUAAAAUUGAGAGAUUUUAAAAAUGAGAGACAUUUUUAAGCUUUACAAGGAGAUAUGCAGUUUGUUUGUGUGUGAGAUACUGUACGUGGUGCCAAUAUUUGAACUAACGGACGUGUGCUUGGUUCUAUAUCGCCAGAUCAACACUUGAACAGCCACUUAAAGUGGUGACAGCAAGCACUCUUCUUUUUCUAAAUAUUCAGAAAUGUAUCCAGCUGUUAUUUUAGUGUGUGUUACCGUGCGAGUGCUGUGCUACAGUGUGUGAGACAAAGAGUUGUACUGAGCAUGUACUGUUUUAAUGAUGACCGACUGAUGUCGUUCCUGAGCAACACAAAGCCUUUUCCAGGGUUACAUUUUGAUGACAUCAAACAACCAGAUUUUUUUUUAAACCUAGCUCUCACUCCACUAAUGUAGACUCUCAUGUGUUCACGCUGCAAGCAACAUGACUGUUUAUAAAAGAGUGUGGGCGGUGCAAGAAAGUCAAUUACUUCCACGGUUUGCAGCUGCGAUGUUUUGAACAGGGAAAUCAUGCAUGUUUCUCAGUUUCAGUUUUGCUUUUGAAAGGAAUAGUCAAACAUUUUGGGAAAUACCUUUUAUUUUCUUUAUUUUCUUUAGCCUAGCUUAGCAUAAAGACUGGAAGCAAAGGGAAACAGCGGGUCUGGUUCUGUCCAAAGCGAAUAAAAAAAUGCCUAUCAGUACCUCUAAACUAAUUAACAUGUUGCAAAAUGGCGUUCAAACAGACAUGAUUUGCCAGGGAAGUUUGUGAGCUGAAGCGCAAGCGAGCAUUUCAAUUUAGUUGGGUGGCGAAACUCCAACUAUGUGUUGUGUAGUUUGUCGCAAGUUUGAGAGCAGGGCGAAUAAAACGGGAUCGUCCCAAAAGCGUUGCGGGAGCGUCAUAAGAGCCACCAACAUCUUACAUCUUACUCGCCAAGUUUAAAAAAACAUUAACUUUGAACCCCAAAAUGAUCGUUUUUCCAUUACUGUUUGUGUACAGAAUAAACAAACAGGAUACGAUGCGUAAGUUAGCGCUCAUUAGAGGUGCUUGGAGGCUAGCUGUUUCUCCGCGCUUACAGUUUUUAUGCUAAGCUAACCAUGCUCUGACUCCAGCUUUGUACUAACACACAGACAUGAGAUUGACGUCAAUCUAACUCUCAAAGAGAACGCAAAUAAGUUCAUUCCCCAAAAGGUUUAACUGUUCCUUUAAACGUCACAUGACUUCAGUGAGUCCAAGGGGCAGUCUAACGUUUUGGGAAAUCCUCAUUUGCCAUCUUACCCAGACUCAGAGGAGACUGUUGAUAUCAGUUCCAUCUCCGUAUUCGUGGUUAGCCUAGCCCCAUCAAACAUUAAACAAUUAGCCUUGAAAGAAAUGAUGUACACAUUUUUACUGAAGCCAUAUAAAGCCUUAUAGGAAUCCCUCCUCUCACUUCCACUCAUUUUACAUCACGCAACAUGUGCCAUCACGUUUGGUUGAGCUAAGUAUACUGUAUUUCUCAAAAUGUCAAACUGUUCCUUAGGCAUUGCUAAGUAACCUUUCAGUCCAGUGUCAGAGAUUUCGACCCCCAGAUACAACCCUUUCCCAAAUCCCUAGAGUUUUUUUAUCUCUGCUUAUCAGAGAAACGUUGUAAAAACCAGUUUACCUUGCUCUCAACAGACCAAACUGAAAAUCAUAUGUGUAGGACAAAAACAUCACCUGCCCAGCUUGUAUCAGCUGACAUCUGUUGAGUCUCUGUGGUGUUUUUUAUAAAUGAAUGAAUUGUGACUGUCGUGUCAUGUAGACUGCAGUGUGAACACACACUCACAGUUGCAGCAACAACACACACAAAGUGGAGAAGUUUCUGUCUAGACCCAGCAGGUCCCAGGCAGACCUGUUGGGUUUGUAAUAGGAUGUGCCAGGCUGUGUUUUAAAUAGUUUUUAAAAGGUAUUUUAAGCAACUAUCAGAAGUUUAUGAGCAAUACCAGGAUACAGUCAGGUCACAGCUGAUGUAAAGCUGCGCUCAUCACACGUUUCACCUUCAGUCAGAGCUAAAAUGUGCCAAGAGAAAGCUUAUGACAGCUGAUUGUUGAUUGGAUGUUUCAUAUUCAGACAAUGUAGUAUAUUUGUUACUUUGGUUUUUCCGUUUCAAAAUCAGAAAAAUGAAGAAGAAAAAAACAAAACAAGUUCCUUCAAAGUUUCUUUGUUUUAUUUGUGUGUGUUGUUUUGUUGGUGCUGCUCUUCUCCGGGUAUCCUCAGGGUGCGCUGCCCCGAACACUUCUUUGCUUCAUUUGGACCCAGACCCACCUCCGGAGCUGGACCGGUACCUGCUACCGGUGACAGUCCCCAUGCCUCUGAAACCAAGUAGCCCUGGCUGCAUUGAUCAUUUUUCCAAGCACAGUGUGUCAGGAAGGAUAACUCUGCAGCAGGCCCUCCCUGCAGCCUCUGAGCCCAGAGACACGCUGGCUGCUCUGGAGGAGAGACCCUGAGCAGCAGUAGGUGUGUGUAGAGAGGCAGCCAACCCACCCUGCGGACACCCGGAGAGGGGCAGCACAAACAAAUUAACACCCAAAAAAAAAGUCUUUUUUUAAAACAGAAAAUGGAAAAACCAAAGAACAACAAACACUACAUGGAUUUAUCUAUCACCCCCUCAGCUCAGACUGGGUGGUACAGAACCUCAGAUUUGGCCUUGUCAGAAUGCAAUGCCCAAAUACUCUAGGGGUUUAUUUCAUAGUUGCAGAAAUGUACAACACAUAAACAAUUUUAACCAAAUUUGAGUGCAGUUAGCUGAAAGUUUCAUCAAGUAAAAGAAAAACUCAGAUAGCAGAGGGUCUGUAGAUAAGUGCUGCUGUUCUGUUUCUUCAGUCAGGUUGAGCGUAGACUCCGCUUUGAGCACAGAGCUCCACAGGUGUGUGUUUCUCCCUGUGAUAGUGCUGUUGCAGUAUUGAAAAUAGGUUUUGCCACUAUCAUUAACACGUACACACACACACACAUGCACACACACAUUGCUUGAGCUCACAGGUGAAUAAUAGGGCUCUGUGCCAAAUGCUCUUAACAGUAAUCAACACACAUAAGUAGCAUUGAUACAUACCACUGAAUACGUCACUGCAAGACUUCCCCAGUGUCCUUUUGUUUUGUCAUUUUAUUGCAAUGAUUAUGAUGAAUCAUGAUGUUUUUUAAAUAAAUAGAUUUGUAAGAUGUAUUCAUUUUGUAAAUGAAUUUAUAUGUUCUCUUUUAUUGUUUUGCUUUUCUUUUUUUUUUUUUUAGUCAAUGAUGAUGGCAGUUUUUGAUAUUAUAACAAGCAAGCAAAGCAAAUGACUGUCAGAGUUGUAACUGAUUAUUACUGCUCAGACAAACCAACAGAAACAGUCCAGGUGCGGUCAUCCCUCUUUAUGUAACAAAGAAAUUAUUUCACACAAGAAUAGACAAAAGAUUUUAACUCCCACAACUUGUUUGCAUUUCUGUUUGUGUAAAAUGUUUUAAAGAGAUAUCCAGUGUUAGUUGGUGAGCUUUUUCUCUCAGAGAGAAAGCAAAUAAGUGCUGUUCCCGAAAUGUCAAAUUGAAAAUUAAAUUUUUCCCACUUUUUCUAUCAGGAAAUAUAAACUACAA
Molecule: messenger RNA, 7476 nt
Organism: Dicentrarchus labrax (European seabass)
Lineage: Eukaryota; Metazoa; Chordata; Actinopteri; Moronidae
Gene: ptgfrnb
Product: prostaglandin F2 receptor inhibitor b
Exons: 15
Coding region: 359-3034 (891 amino acids)
Source: RefSeq, a predicted model, not a curated record